This is a messenger RNA of Poeciliopsis prolifica (blackstripe livebearer), 1834 nucleotides long. It is a transcript of the gene pdyn, whose product is annotated as prodynorphin. The coding region runs from base 221 to 907 and encodes 228 amino acids. The record is from RefSeq and is a predicted model, not a curated record. Gene Ontology annotation, cellular component: dendrite; neuronal cell body; axon terminus. Gene Ontology annotation, molecular function: opioid receptor binding. The transcript is spliced from 3 exons. Gene Ontology annotation, biological process: chemical synaptic transmission; neuropeptide signaling pathway; sensory perception. Lineage: Eukaryota; Metazoa; Chordata; Actinopteri; Cyprinodontiformes; Poeciliidae.
CAGAAAGCCGCGAAGUAUCUGUCCAACUCCUGAGGUAACGACUUUCACUUUAUCCUCUUAUUCAGCUUGGGAACUUUAAUAUCGGUGAUACUCUAGAGACAAAAAAAAAAGUUCUUCCAUCUUCCCAGGUGAAUGUUUUCCAUGAGUCUGUAAAGUCCUGGAACAUAACCGUUCUGUUGGCCUGCCUUUGGUUUAUGUGCGCCGGCGAAUCAGCUGAAGAAUGGAGUGGUACGUCCUGGUGUUGAUGCUGAGCCUGCCGCCCUCCGUGCACACGGACUGCUCGUCACAGUGCCAGAGAUGCGCCGAACAAAUGCUGCGCCCCGAGGCCGCUCUCAGCAGUCUGUCGUGCAGCGCGGAGUGUGACGAGGAGGAGCUGGAGAGCUGCGCUCCGGCUCCGCGGCUGGCCGACUUCACCGAGGACCAGGGGGCGGAGGCGGAGGAGAGCCAGCAGGCGGAGCUGGUCAAGCGCUACGGCGGCUUCAUCAAGAGGAUCGACAAGAACAAGAACAAAGUGUUCGCCUCCUCCCCGUGGCGCGACAACUCCGUCCUGAAGGCCGCGGCUCUGCCCGGGAACUACGAGGAGCUUCUGAAGCGCCUGGAGGUGAGAGGCGCGCCCGACGCGCCGGAGCCCAUCCCGCACACUUACGUGAAGCGCUACGGAGGCUUUUUACGCAAAUUCGGCCCCAAAUCAAAAAGGAGGAUCUCUGCGGAGGAGGAAGGCCAGGAGCCCGAGGAGCUCCAGAAGCGCUACGGGGGCUUCAUGCGGAGGGUCCGGCCGAAACUCAAUAACUUGAAAUGGGACAAACGCUACGGAGGCUACCUGCGGCGCCACUUCAAGUUCUCCGUCCGCUCUGCGGAGGAGCCCUACUCUUCCUCCUCCUCCUCCUCUGCGGAGCUCAACCUAUAGGGGCCCGCAGGAAGAACUCACACCGGUGACUUGUCAGAAAUCGUUUCCUGCUCAUUCCUGUCUGAUUCCACUCAUCUGUCACCAUCUGUUGGUCAAUAAACCAUGUCUGUUUAUAAGGGUCCUGUUUAGGCCGGUUCCGUCCCUGCUUGUCCCAGUUCGUCAUAGCGCAGUUCCGAUGGAGCGGUUCUCCCUCCAGACUUCCUGGAAGUUUGGCCAAGAUGAGAACACGAUCAGAGGAAAUAGAUAGAACAGCCAGAGUUUAGGUCCAUCUGGCACCGGUGAGCAUCCGAACGGAUCAUGUAUGUAUUUAUUUGUUCUGAAAUUAAACUCUUCAAAUACAAUAACUGGGGAAAUUUGAUGUGGUGCCAAAUAAAAUAAAAUAAAUAAAAAAAACUUCAACAUUUUUAAGGAAUUCUUCUAGUCCACGCAAUUUACCUUAAUGAAGAAUUUCUCCUGUAAUUUCAGAUUUUUAAAAAAAAUCAAUCAAUUGAACAUCUUAUACGUCAUAUCAUAAAGGUGAAACAUUUGUAUUCUUUUUACCAAGCAGAGUUCUUGCGCCCCCUCGCGGGGAAACAGCGAAACGUUUUGCUCCAUCUCGGACAACCCGGAGCAGGUUACCAUGGCUACGCCAGAUGAACGAAAUCACGGAAGUGUUUCUGACUCCUGUAACUGUUUGCCAAAAUGCUUUAAACUAUGUUCAAGGCUUCCAGCUGACAAAAAGUUGUAAAAAAGUAAUAAAGUAACAGAAGAUAACGAAACAAUUUUUUUGUUCCUCUCAGUCUCUUUGUGUGCGUCUUACAGAUGUGAACGUGGGAAAGAUCUACAGUAGAAUUACAAUUUUUAUUUUUAUUUUUUACUUUUGGUCUGGAGACAGUAUUUAAGGGUGGAGUGGAGGAGGAUGCAAUAAAUGUUUCCCAUAAAAUAUUA